This is a messenger RNA of Xenopus laevis (African clawed frog), 2838 nucleotides long. RefSeq names its product potassium inwardly rectifying channel subfamily J member 16 L homeolog (gene kcnj16.L). The transcript has 2 exons. Gene Ontology annotation, molecular function: inward rectifier potassium channel activity. Bases 393 to 1634 code for a protein of 413 amino acids. Gene Ontology annotation, biological process: regulation of monoatomic ion transmembrane transport; potassium ion transport; potassium ion import across plasma membrane. Gene Ontology annotation, cellular component: membrane; plasma membrane; basolateral plasma membrane. The record is from RefSeq and is a predicted model, not a curated record. NCBI's taxonomy places the organism in Eukaryota, Metazoa, Chordata, Amphibia, Anura, Pipidae.
UGGAAUGUGACAAGCAUGGCCCUUACCUAAAAUUUCAAGCUGCUGGAUAAUGCUGUGCCUUGAAUACGCUUGCAUUGGCAAGCUAUAAUAUUUACAGUCAGCAGCAGGAUAAAAUAAGCACUCAGGAUAUGUAAAAUACUUGUACAACCUGAGCCACACCUGACAUACAAAUACCAACCCCCAGCUUGUCUUCAAUUACAAUUUGGUUAAUGUCAUCAGCAAAUGUUAAGAUCAAAAUGUUAAGAUCAAGCCGCAUUCUGCCUGGAAGCUUACAGGAGGCAUGUCGGUAUCUGUAUGUAAAAUACAAUCAAUCCUGGAUAUAGCAAGCCAGCAGAGAACCAGGUUUUAGCUAUCAAGGGAAAAUUUUUCCUUUCCCUGCACUGUUGGAUGCCAUGAUGAGUUAUACCACAGAUACCUGGAAGCUUGUGAAUGUCAGGGAACACAACUGGAACCAAUACAGUUCAGUAUGUAGGAAGCCAUUCCAGAACCGGUUCAUGCAAAAAGAUGGAAGCUGCAACGUUUAUUUCAAGAACAUAUUUGGUGAAUGGGAGAGCUACGUGGUGGACAUAUUUACUACACUUGUGGAUAUAAAAUGGCGUCAUAUGCUUAUUAUAUUUUCCUUAUCAUAUGUCCUGUCAUGGUUGCUGUUUGGUUUCAUCUUUUGGAUCAUAGCUCUCCAGCAUGGAGAUCUUAGAGAUAUGGAGAUAACCCCAUGUAUUGACAAUGUUCGUACAUUUGCAGGCGCAUUUCUUUUCUCUCUGGAGACCCAGACCACCAUUGGUUAUGGCAACAGGUGCGUUACAGAGGAGUGCUACAUGGCUAUCAUCCUGGUGACACUUCAAUCAGUCCUCAGUUGUAUUAUAGACACAUUUAUUAUAGGUGCCGCAAUGGCAAAGAUGGCAACUGCUCGUAAAAGAGCUCAGACCAUACGUUUCAGUUACUUUGCACUGGUUGGAAUGAGGGAUGGCAAAUUGUGCCUAAUGUGGAGAGUUGGGGACUUUCGGCCAAACCACGUUGUUGAAGGAAACGUAAGAGCUCAGCUCCUACGUUACCACGAAGAUCAUGAAAAAGGCAUCACCAUGGAAUAUAAGGACCUCAAACUGGUCAAUGAUCAGAUCAUACUGGUCACCCCAGUCACAGUGGUUCAUGUUAUAGAGCAGGACAGUCCAUUGUAUGCACUGGAUCGAAAAGGGUUAGCUUCGGAUCGAUUUGAAAUCUUGGUCACCUUUAUAUACACAGGCGACUCCACAGGGACAUCGCACCAAUCACGGACAUCUUACUUGCCCCGUGAGAUCCUCUGGGGCUUUAGAUUCAACAAUAUUUUACAGGCCAAGAAAAAAUACUAUAAAGUAGACUGCGUGCAAUUUGAGGAAAUGACAGAAUAUUAUGCACCAUUCUGUAGUGCAAAGCAGCUGGAUAUCAAUUCACAACCCAGCAAGGCGACCCCAGUCUCAAUAAUCAAUGGCUUAUCUAAUGCAUCACCAAGUAUGACUAGUGUUUCAUCUCUUGGCACAAUAGACAGCAGCAAUGCAGAUAACGCAUCUAUCUUCCACAGUAGCGUACUGGAAGAGAAUGGAGUGAAACCAUCCCGGAAAGUAGUUGUGACGUUGAGCCAGUUAUCCCUGGAAUCAUAAAUAUGUUUUGAAAUAAGCAACAAUUCCAUGAGAUUAGUACAUUAUUCAAAUCGAAAGAGUCCUCAUAAAACUUUGAGAAGAGGAGAUGGCAUUUUACACUGUUGAGCGACCACCACACGGUGCAGACAACUCAAUGGUGAACAUACUAAAUUAUUGACAGAAGCUUUAGGAUGGAAUAGUUGAUUUAAUCAACUUUUUAUCAGCUUUGAAGAUACAUGUGCACUGCAAUAUUUAAAGGAACACAAAGGUGAUGCUUUUUAGUUUUUGGUAAUGCCUCUUAUUAAUAGUUAGCCUGUCUUGGAUCUAUAGGUACUUGAGGACAUUUUUUUUUGGUUGUAUAUGAUCAUUAAAGCUACAUCCUGGUCCCUAAGCUCCUCCAUAGGGCUUCAUUAAGGACAAAAUCCAGUUUGCUCUAUAGUAAUACUGAUGGACAAGCAAAGCAAGAAAGUAUGAGCUUCUGCCUAACUCAAUUCAUCUCUGCAACCAGUGUUUCUUCUGCUUAUGAAGACAUAAUACAUAUGACACUGAAUGGAGUACCACGUAAUUUAAAAAUGUACAAAACAUUGGCUCAGAUCAUUGUCCCAAGAGGGUAUCUGGGUUGACAUCUCAACAAAAUCAUUUCUCUUAUUUAUCUGCAAGGACAACAUAGUCACGGCAUAUGCAAAUGAUCGGGUCGAAGAGCUCCAGGAGUAAAAGGGGUUAAUGAGUGAUACACUCUAUAACAUUUAGAAAGCAAACCGCUGAUCAUAUGUUUUAAAGGAACCACUUUUUCCACUUGUCACAUCGAAUUAAACUCUCCCAAGCCUUUCUGAGUAUUAUAACCACCAUUAUCUCACUGUUUGAGAAUUCUGAACAUUACUGCUGUGAUUACUUAUAUUAAUAGCCAAAGAAAGAAAUACUCUAUUUCAAAAAAGAUAAAUGUAUGCUUCAUCAGAUAACAGAAAAGGACAUUUUUUGUGUUUUCUUAGCAUUCUAGAACUUUCAACAAAUGUUUGUUUUUUUUUUAAAAAAAAUGGGAUAUAUACACUGUUUUUUCCCCAUAUUUUUGUGGAUAAAAUGUCGGGAAGAUAAUGUCACGGAAGGAGAAAAAUGCAAGGUUUAUAUUUAAAUCUGUAGUUAAAAUGAGUGUGUUAGAUAUGCUGCCAGUUACUGUAUGUGUAUCUUUUCCAUGACACUGGAUAAUAAAUGCCACAUGAAUGCUGCA